Messenger RNA from Brassica rapa (field mustard), 7978 nucleotides. RefSeq lists its product as uncharacterized. The record is from RefSeq and is a predicted model, not a curated record. Gene Ontology annotation, molecular function: transcription corepressor activity. Lineage: Eukaryota; Viridiplantae; Streptophyta; Magnoliopsida; Brassicales; Brassicaceae. Gene Ontology annotation, cellular component: nucleus.
GCAGUGGGACGAGUUAGUGGAUGAACUGGUCUAGGUCGUGGAGUAAAGUUUGUGACUCUGACCGAAUCGUCCCUAGCCCGUCACGUAGCGCUUCCGGACCAUGGUGUUGGGUUGGACGGUCAGUCAUGUUCUUGUUUGAUUGUUGGCUGGCCGGUUGGCCUUUCAUCUCCAACCCUUGGUGUGGGUCGUCCGUCGGUCAUGUUCUUGUUUGAUUGUUGGUCGGUGGGUUGACCUAUGCUUAGGCGGUUCGGGGGUGUUACAGAUGGUGCCUCCUGUAGGCAACCGGACAAUCACAACCUCACCCUCUCUCCGGAGACACUAGGGACACACCCAAAUAUCGAUUUAGUCACCGGAUCCGGCCGCAAUCAGGUGAAGACUAGAGAAGGAGGAGCAAAGAGGAGGUGAGGAGACCAUAGCUUAACAGGGAUGAGGACUGGAUCAAGGGGAGUGAUUAGGGGUGGUGGCCGACGGUUAAAAGCUUACCGCCAGCCAUCGGAGAAGAAUCAAAGAAGAACACCGAAGAAGAUGAGGUUUGGAGAAGAGAGAACAUAGAUAAUUUUCUCUCACCUCUCUCUUAAUUAUGUUUAGUGUAUAUAUAUUUAUUAUUUCAUAAUAUACAUAAAAUAAUUUUUAUAUAUAAUGCGCAAGACAAGACGCGGGUCUUAUAUAAUAAAAUAGGAAUAACAACAUGUAUUGAUACCGAAUAUAUAGACUCCAUAACUGCACCAAUUUGUAACAAUUUCAUCUAUAUACUAUACCCCCUUUGUUAAACAAAGCAUCUCUAUACCAUACCUACUUUCUAAUGGUUCGUCUACCCCAGUUUGAUUAAUUAGACGGUUGGCGUAAAACGUCCUAUGUCGAUAGGUCGUAAAUUGUUAACCCGACGUAGAAACCCUAGUUCAAACCGAUAGAAAAAAGAGUAUCAUCCAUUAGUAUUUUUUUAUUCUUGAUCCAGAGCCUAUUAUUGAUAUAGGUUGAUAGAUAAAUUUUAGAUAUUCUACAAGGUUGCACCAGCCAUGGAUUUGAUGUGUUACUACCGUGAUGGAAUUUUACUUUCACGUACAUAUUAGUUUUGAGAUGCUUAAGAACCUUAAAUUUAUGAUGAAAAGUUAUUAUAAAUCACUAGACUAAUGCUGCUCAUACGCACUGAUUUUUAUUAUCUUAUAAGUUUCAUUAGGAUAUAUUUCUGAUAUUUGAAAUUUAGGUUAAGGAGAUGAGAUUUGAUCAUGUUGAGGCAAUCCACAAUCUAAUCUCGAAGAAAGUAAAGAACUAGAGAUUAAAACUCGGUUGAGGCUUUUGUGUAAAAAAAAAAAAAAAAUCGGUUGAGGCAAAUACCCUUUUUUAGGGUUUGCUUAUUGAUUGUGUGAAUGAAAUAAUUUACAACCCUUAAGACCUUUAUUUGCAUGUGAUUCUCUGAUAUCUUGGCUAUGUGUAUAAAGAACAUCAAUAAAAAGUAUGAACAAACCAUUUUAUACUAUGGGUAUAAUAAACUAGACAAAACACAGUUUUGAAGUAUCAUUAGUAUAUCAUUACAGUUCCGGGUAUGAAUUUGCAUUUUGGCUUAUAUUCUUGAUGUACGAGUUACUCGAAAAUCCUAGUUCUCACUAUAAUCGGGUCACUUAAAUUUAGACAACUUAUUUAAUUUGGAGAUCACCGACGCCAAUCAAAGUUUAAUUGGAUGAAGUACAUAUUGAAAGCACUAAAUCAUAAGGUGUUUACAAACAUAUAGUUUAACUUUAGGAUUAGAAUUUGUGAAGCAGCUUAAGUCAUACAAAUAAAUUGGAGAACAUUCUUUCCAUAAGCUACCUUAGCUAUGUCAACAUUUUUCAGGUUAGUGUUGUUACAAAGUUGUGUCAUGAAAAGAAGAAAAAAAAACAAUUCAACCUUAAGAAGAUGUGGAUAUACAUGAUGGAGUUAAAAAUAUACAUCGAAUUUUCUCCCCAUUCUGCAUUCAGAAGUGGAAAUUCCUAUUUAGACAAUGAUAUACAUGAUUUUUAAUGGGAGAACAACACUUAUUUCAGUAAAUAUAUUUCUAAACUGGUGAAGAUAAUGUCUAAAUUGGUCAAUUAGUAUGUGCUUCUCGAUUCAUUUGGAAGAGGCUGUGAUUGUCAAGAGUAUGUUAUCCUUUUUUCUCUUUCACGGCUUUUAUGUAACUUGAAAGCAUAUAUUUCUGUAAACUGUGCUUAAACAACGUUUGAUGAUACAUGUUAUGUAAAAUAUUGUACUUUGGUUUGAUUUUCAAACCAUUUUAACCAGUUAAAAGUUGUUAUCAAAAGAGAAAUCAUAAUACCAUGUUUAAUAAGCUCUAAUAUAUGGUGUGAUCGGUCUAAAACUAUUAUUGUAUUUGCCAUCAUUUAUAUUCAAACUCGUAUUAGGUAUGUUUUUGAAUAUUGUUUUAUUGACGAAAAGCAAAAUUUUGGAAAAAAAUAAUAGAUGAUAUAUUUUUUUUGGUCGAGUGAUAUGUUUAUUUUACUAUACGUAAUAAGUCUAUAGUUGCUAAUUUUACUAUAGAAAAAUAAGACUUAUGGAUUCAUUCUUAUUCCAAAAAUAUAUUCUUUCAAAGUGAAUAAAGAAAAAAAAAUACAAUAUGUAAAUAUACAUAGAAUUAAAGAAAUCAUUAUAAGAAUAUUUUGGUUGUAAGCUAUUUUCUCUUCUUUAAUUUAUUUUUAUUUUUUCUCCAAGAGAAACUUUUGGUCCUUGUUGUUGUGUUCUCUCUCGAAGACUUGUGUUGAAAGAGCGAGCGGCCAGAGUGAUCUCUCUCCAUCUCUCCCACCACAUAAAGGAAACUAAACUUGUUCGGUCGUUGCCUAGUCGAGUCGAAGGAGUCUCGUCUCACUGCAAUGCAAAGCUAAAACUAUCUCUCUUCUUUCGAUAACCUCUUCAGUCAGGUUUUUACCAAAUCUCUCUUUAAUACCGUUUUAGGUAAUACACGUUCGUGUUCGUGCGAUAGCUUUUGCGGUUUGCCAAAAAAACGUUAUUGUUAAUGCAUAGAGAGAUCGAGCAAAAAAACAAGAUCCUUUUUUUUACAUGAAGUGUUCAUCUUUUGUCUUCACGUUUUCUGCUAGGCCGGCGUUAAAGAUUUCAACUUUAUGCUUUGCUUUGCUUCACUUCGUUUCCAAUGUGAUGUUUAUCUCUUUACGUGUGGUCUGUUAUCGUUUAGAAAUUACUUGUCUUUGUUUGGGAUUGACCCUUAUCGUUCAAAGAUAAGAAGCACGUUCUUGAUUCUGGGUUUCACGCUCUGAAAACAAAUCGAUUCUAUUCGUUUUUUUUGUCUAAGUCUUGUUUGGUUUCUUUGAUUUUGCCUAUGUGGUUCUGUUUCUUGUUUUCUGAUUUCAAACAGUAGAUUUAUAUCUCAUUCUCCUUUAUUGUAUCUUUGCCUGUAUGUGAUUUUUUAAGCUUUUGUUUUCAAGACCUUGGGGGCAAUGAGUGAAGAGUUUGUUCUUAUAUGAUCUCAGAUUAACCUGUUGUGUAUGUGUUCGUCUGCUUGUUAUAGUUUGCCAAUGUACACUUGGAGUAUGUUCUUUAACAUUAAAUGAGUGUGAUCUUCUCUUAUAUGCAGUUUUUUUUUCAAUUCCCAUUUUUAAAAUGGACGAAGAAAAGACUCUUAUGGAAGAAUAUGUGUGUGGAGAUCCAAAAGUUGAUAUUCGUGUUGGAGACGAGUAUCAAGCCGAGAUACCUCCUUUGAUAUCUGAAUCCGAACGUGCAGCUGCCUAUCUUUCGAAUCCUCUAGCUUCUGAAUCUAAUGCCGUAGCUGUGGGACUACCUGUUGACAUAACGUGGAUAGACACCAAACUUAAAGACGAUGUUAAUGUAGACAUGAACGAGUCUCUCAAAUCUCUGAAAACCAAAAGAAACCGCAGAGUUGAGAAGAUGAAUCUUGAAGCUGUGCCUGAGAGACCAUCAAGUUCUUGGGAAGAUUUGGAGGUAGAUGCCUUUGUUCUCGGUCUGUAUACAUUCGGGAAGAACUUUGCUCAGGUAAAGACGUUCUUGGAGAGCAAAGAAACAGGAGAACUACUUUCUUUUUACUACGGGAAGUUCUACAAAUCUAGUAAGCACAAGAUUUGGUCAAACUCCCUUAAGAAACGGAGUAGAAAAUGCAUACAAGGGAAGAAGCUCUACUCAGGCUGGAGACUACAUCUGUUGCUGUCCCGUUUGAUGCCCAGCAUUACCGAUGAAUCAUCGCUGAAAACAAAGCUUGUGAAUGUCUCAAAGUCAUUAGCUGAAGGGAACACAUCUCUGGAGAAAUACAUCACCGCGGUGAAGGAGCUAGUGGGUCUCCGGUCUCUUGUAGAGGCAGUAGCAAUCGGUAAAGACAAAGAAGAUCUGACAGUUCUAACAACGGAGCCUGUUAAAUCGAAGCAAUGGUUCACAGUUUCCUCCUCUGCUGCUGUUCCUGCUGGUUUAGGGGUGUACAGUUCACUCACAUGUGAUGAAAUCAUCGAGAAACUGAGUGGUGGUUCCCGUCUAAGCAAGGCCCGUUGCAAUGAUAUCUUCUGGGAAGCUGUGUGGCCGCGUUUGCUAGCGAGAGGGUGGCGUUCUGAGCAGCCUAAAGACCGAGGCAAAGACAACAUUGUCUUCCUCAUCCCUGGGGUAAAGAAGUUUUCUAGACGGAAACUUGUUAAACAGAAUCAUUACUUUGAUUCCAUCAGUGACAUUAUUAAAAAAGUUGUUUCGGAUCCUGAGCUUCUUGAGUUUGAUGAGGCAGCAGAGAUAAGAGCUCCCAGUGAGAAUAAAGAGGACCAAUUAAAACGGCGUUACCUAAAGUCUCCAGAGUCCUCUUCUUCUACACAUAUGAAGUUCACUGUUGUGGAUACUACUAGUUUGGCUGCAGGAGGCAAGUUGUGUGCGUUUAGGGAGCUGAAGAAUCCGAAUCCUGAAUCUCUAGGUUCUCAAUCAAAGGCAUCUUGUGUGGAUGUAGAGAAGCAUGGUAAAGAAUGUAAGUGGGAAAAGAGACGAAUGAAGAAACUGGUGGAAGAGCCGGUGAGGUUCAUGAUUGUGGAUUCAUCAGGGAUAAGGAGACGGAGACGUUUGCCCGCUAGUGAUCCAUCAUCAUCGCAGAACAACCAGUCUGGUGCCAGUACAGGUGUGACUGGUUCUGGUGUGAAGGAGGAGAAGGUUCGGUCAAAGAAGAGGUCUGUCCGAAAAUCAGAAUCUGCUAACAAUCAUUCGCUUAGUUCUUCAUUUCCCUUGCCAAAACGAAGGAAGCUCAGUGCGUGUGUAAGGAAAGAUAUAGAACGUUUUGGUGAAAGUUCUAUCAAGACUGAGAAAGCAGAAGAAGAAGAAGCUGGAGACGGGAUAGAGAUUCUGAGGCCAAAGACUGAACCAAAUGAGUUAUGUUCAUCAGAAAGACAACAACAAGAGGAGUCAAAGCAGUUGUUGUGUUCUUCAAAUGAUCUGGAAGAGAAACUGAUUCAACUUCCUUCAAGGUCAGGCUCAGACAAGAGGAAUUCUCCUUCCACUGAUCAUGGAACUAGUCAAGAAACUGCAUCAAUAAAACAAGAAGAAGAAGAAGAGCAAAACCAAGAGAUAAACGCAGAUCCUCCGAGAAGACAAAGCACAAGAAAGAGGCCAUUGACGACUCGUGCUCUUGAAGCUCUUGAAUCAGGAUUUUUUACAGCAAAGAGUACGCCUAAACCAAUAAAAAGGGAAAGGUCUAAAAGGAUCAAGCACUCAGCCAAUGUGAGUAACAGAGCUCAAGGUGAGUCAGACGAUGGUUUUCUUGUGAAGGAAAGUACAUCAAGUAAGCCGCUGGACGGAGUAGAGUGUUCGGAACCGAGCUUUCUUGCGGAGAAAGCAACAAGAGCAGCGAGUAAGCCUGUGGAGCAAACAGAGGAUUCUAACAGGGAGACAACCGAAUUCUCUACUAAACGUCCUCCCAUUCUUUUGAAACUUCCCUUUAAGCGAGGCUGAAGUAGAAUGAAUCAUUUUUGGGCUUUUACCUGAUCUUAGAGCUUCGACUCUCUGAAGAAAUUGUGUAUAGAAAAAAAAAACUCAUUUUCUUUUGUUUUUGCCUGGUAAAACUCUUUGAAGACAUAUUUUUAUUCUUUUGAAAUCGUUUCUCUUUAUAAUGAGCUCAGUCACACUUGCUAAAUUUCUAAGAUAGAUAAAUAAAGAUAUGUUUUUAGUCCAUCUCUAGUACUAUAUUUAGAUUUCAUUUUUCGGUUAUAUCUUUUGUAAAGAUCUAGUGGGAUGAAUUCUUCACAUAGGAAUAUAACAUGCUAGAUACGGAGUGUUGAGGCCGCUUCACCGUAUCAUUCAAUUUCCCAAUGCUGGUUAAUUUUGAAAAUACUUGACUACAAGUAUUGCUUCAUUUGACAAUUCCUAAUGAUGUUAUGUAUCAUUUUAAAAAGAUGAGACACGUUUGACUUUAUUAGUUUUAAUUGCCUUUGAUAAUUUUUCACUUUAGUAUUUAGGAACCUCAGCAGACACAAAUAUCAUUUGAAAUAAACUGAUUUCAUGAUACAAUCAUCUUAUCAUACUAGUAGUACUGGUAAUGGCGAAAGCAUAUUCAUAAAUUAUAACCAUCUGUCUAGCUUACUUUACUUAUUCAAUAGAAAGAUAUAAAGAAAUCUAAUAACCAGCCGUCUUAUCCCCUUCCGUAUCUUCUGCGAAUUGAACAUCACACCCAAAUGGAAACAUAAGCAUAUAUAGCUUGGUCUCUGCCUUCAUUGACCACCUGCAAGCCAUAUAGGUUAAGUGAAGACUUCGAUUGCAUUGAAAAGUGAAUUGAAUUAUAUGAUUCAUUAGGUGAUAAAACAAAAUAAGACCUGAAUCUACACAAAUUGUGAUGAAAAUGGCCAUGAGCAGCUUAGCCCUUGAUGAAGGUCCAACAAGCCGGAAUUGUAUAAUCACCGACUUGGAUGUCAUUAUCAGGUUUUCUAAGCAUUAAACGCACCGUCGUUGUGAUCCUAAGAGACUCGUUGUGAGCUAUUAGUUAAGAUAUGUCAGUACACGAAGAAGCAAAAUGGUAGAUACUCUAUAAAUGGGUGAAAGUCAUGGAUUUGUAGUCUUCCCAUGUUAAGCAGGCAUCCUUCUCAGUCCUAUCUCCAAGUAUUCUCGCAUGCUCUCGCAUGACUCUAAGCUUUUCGCUUAUGAGCUUUACUGUAGCAGCAAGAAUCCGUGGUGUUGUUUGGUUAGCAAUCAGAAAAAAAUGUAUAUAUGUAAUAUUGAUCUUCUCCUCCACGCUCAUCUUUGCUUUUCCUUCUUCCUUUUCUCCACAUAUGAUUUUGAAAAACUUCCCCAACUCCUCUCCUAAUGCUCUCUUCUUCAACACUGCCUCCUUUAGUAAAUUCAUCAUCAUCUUUCUUGCCUGCAUGACCUCUAUCGUUUUAAACAGGCCUAUAGUAAGAUUAUAGAAAAUAAUUACUUUCAUCAUAUAUUAUAGGACACCGAUCCAAGGAAAUUUGAGGGAUUUAGAUUUCGUGGAAAUUGGUGUUCAAAAAAAAAAAAAGAUUUCGUGGAAAUUAAAAUGGAUUUUUGUGUUAAUUUUGGUAGGAUUUUGAGGAUUUUUGUGGGGAUUUUAAGAUUUUUGAGAUUUAAUUUUUUUCAAAGUCAAAAAAAUAUUUAAAAUGCUAUAUAAUAUUUAUUUAUUUUAUCAAAUUCUGUUUUCUAUUGAAAAGAGAAUAAGAUGCAGUAAUUUCUUGAAAUUUUAUUUUUUAUAAACAAAAUUGUAAAAAUCUUUUAAUACAGGUCAUUUAGAGGUGGUAGUUCUAUUCACUAACUUUUAACCAUAAAUUAUCUCUCAAAUCCCUUCAAUAGGAUAAUGUUUAAAAAAAAAAAAGUGAUUAGCCCAAUAACCUGAGAUUUUGAGGUAUUUGUACAAAUGAUUAAUCCAAUAAGAUGAAAUUUUAAAGAAUUCCUCCAAAUGCCAAAUUCAUUAGAAAAAAAAUAAAAUUCUUUCGUACACUUAAUCCAAAAGAAAAUCGCAUAAAAAUCUUGAAAGUGACACUCGUUAAUAUUUUAGACCUCCAACGUUUUU